Messenger RNA from Osmerus eperlanus (European smelt), 4189 nucleotides. RefSeq names its product mucin-2. NCBI's taxonomy places the organism in Eukaryota, Metazoa, Chordata, Actinopteri, Osmeriformes, Osmeridae. Bases 180 to 3284 code for a protein of 1034 amino acids. The transcript has 17 exons. The record is from RefSeq and is a predicted model, not a curated record.
UGAGGAGGGACUAGGCAUUUAAUGCUCUGAGACGUCUAAACGGCCACAGAUAGACCCACCUGUGGCAGACGCGGAUAGUCAUAAGUAGACACUCCAAGACCGUUAUAACGCAUCAAACCGUUCGUCGGACUUCUGCUUCAUACCGUUUUAUCGGACGCCGAACAAGUCGUUCCGUUAAAAUGUUACUACACUGUCACCAACCGAUCAUCCUGUUCAUCUUAUUUGUUGGCAUAGGGGCGGAUUCCACCAGUCUGGCUCCCUCUACAGAUGCUCAUAGCCCCAGCAGCCUUCCCACCACAGAACCAUCCUCUCACACUCCAUGGACGCCAACCCAAUCCAACCAUACCGAACCGGACAGGUCCACCUCCACCAACCCAGCCUCAGCCCCAAACCCAGUUGACCCCAACACAGCCACGUCGGGCACCAGCACAGAGCCAACCUCCACCACCUCUCUGAACCCCUCCCCUAGCAUCACCCCUCAUGGGGACACGUCCACCACCAUGACAGACCCCUCUGUGUCCCCAGGCCCAAGGCCAAGCCCUGCUGGAGCCACAACUCAACCAGUUAUAUCGAGUACAACAAAGGAAGGCCCGGGGGUGACGGACGCUGCGGAACCCAGAGCUACCGCUCCAUUCAGCACGGGGGACAGAACGACAGAGAUGACUUCCUCUGGUCAGACCCUGACUUCCCCCGUCACUCAUUCUCCUGUUACCGUGGAAACAGACAGCCCCCCCGCCUCUGUCACUGGAACAGAACACACUCCAGCUGAUGUGACCACACGCACAUCAGGAAGUACACAGGCUGUCCCUAGCAGCACCACAAUCUCUUUCAGCAGCUCCAGUGGGCCAGGCUCAGCCAUGACAACAACAACACAGACUGCUCACACAGACACAGUGACCACGGACGGAACCGUCACCUCAGGAACAACGACCAGAGAGACCACGGAAAACAGCCAGACCACAGUGACCAGAGAGACUGGAGGAACUCCUGCCACAGGUAUCACUAACACAGGAGUGUCUGAGACCAGCAUCUCAACUGGAACAUCGAGCAGCACCGACACAGCUGGAUCUCCACAGACACCCCCCACCUCCAUCACCACAGGAGUGUCUGAGACCAGCAUCUCAACUGGAACAUCGAGCAGCACUGACACAGCUGGAUCUUCACAGACACCCCCCACCUCCGACACCACAGGAGUGUCUGAGACCAGCAUCUCAACUGGAACAUCGAGCAGCACUGACACAGCUGGAUCUUCACAGACACCCCCCACCUCCGCCACCACAGGAGUGUCUGAGACCAGCAUCUCAACUGGAACAUCGAGCAGCACUGACACAGCUGGAUCUCCACAGACACCCCCCACCUCCAUCACCACAGGAGUGUCUGAGACCAGCAUCUCAACUGGAACAUCGAGCAGCACUGACACAGCUGGAUCUUCACAGACACCCCCCACCUCCGCCACCACAGGAGUGUCUGAGACCAGCAUCUCAACUGGAACAUCGAGCAGCACUGACACAGCUGGAUCUCCACAGACACCCCCCACCUCCAUCACCACAGGAGUGUCUGAGACCAGCAUCUCAACUGGAACAUCGAGCAGCACUGACACAGCUGGAUCUUCACAGACACCCCCCACCUCCAUCACCACAGGAGUGUCUGAGACCAGCAUCUCAACUGGAACAUCGAGCAGCACUGACACAGCUGGAUCUUCACAGACACCCCCCACCUCCGCCACCACAGGAGUGUCUGAGACCAGCAUCUCAACUGGAACAUCGAGCAGCACUGACACAGCUGGAUCUCCACAGACACCCCCCACCUCCAUCACCACAGGAGUGUCUGAGACCAGCAUCUCAACUGGAACAUCGAGCAGCACUGACACAGCUGGAUCUUCACAGACACCCCCCACCUCCAUCACCACAGGAGUGUCUGAGACCAGCAUCUCAACUGGAACAUCGAGCAGCACUGACACAGCUGGAUCUUCACAGACACCCCCCACCUCCACAGCGCCCGAAAACAGCACCACCCCUGGCCCCUCAGCCAGCCCCAGUCUGACACCAACCACAGGAGUUACUAGCCAAACUACCGCGAGCACAGCCCUUGUUUCUUCCUCUACACCAACCAGUGAAACCACCACCAUUACCACAACUACGGCUCCACCUGGCACUAGCCAGCCUCCGAGCAGCACCACCAUACCUCCAACCACCCCGCCAGAACCUUGCCCCGCCAAGCCGUGUCCAUCUCUGAGCAUCUGUCUCAACGGUACCUGUCAGUGUCUGUCUGGAUACUACUACAAUGUCUCACUGGGUCGCUGCAUUCAAGCCCUAGAUUUCCCCGGAAUCCUUCAUCUCAUGUCCUUGACCUUCAGAAAAGAGAUGAGCAACAGAUCAUCUAUGGUAUUUCGAACCACAGCACACAACAUCUCACAAGAGAUGAACAAAGCACUGAAGGAUCUGCCUGGCUUCCUUCGGACGGAUGUAGUGCGGCUGGAACCAGGUAGCGUGCGAGCGACGGUGUCCAAUGUGUUCAAGCUAGGCUCUGGUGCCAGCCAGGUUUCCACCUACCAGGCCAUUCAGAAGGCCAUCACGGAGAGCGGAAGUUCCCCCAACAACCUGUUGAGAAAUGCUACAUUUCGCGGCACCAGCCUGUGUGACCAGGGCCCUUUGACCAGCUGUGACGUCCAAACCACAAAUUGUAAGGAUGAAAAGGGCACGGUCAGGUGCACGUGUAAAUCUGGCUACGUCUCCAACCACCCCUACGGGAAUCUCAGCUGUAGAGCUUGUCCCAGUGGUCAGAGGGCAGAGAGAGACAUGUGUCAGCCAUGUUCAUUUGGCUACUCUGGAUUCAACUGCAAUGAUUCGUCUCUAUUGGCGGUGGUGGUCAUUUCCUGUGUACUGGGAGGAGUACUGCUCAUCAUAGUGCUGGCCCUCCUCAUAUACUACUGCAGGAGGAGAUGCUCCACAGAGAAGCCUGAGUUCAGCAGUUCCAGCAGUCCCUACAAUGUGGAGGACCUCCACGGUCCCUGGCCCGGCCAAGGCCUGACCAUCCCCCGCGCCACCGUCUCCAUGGAGAUGACGGAGGGGGGGAGCACCCACACCCUGUUGGAGAAGAAGCCGCAGACCAACGGAGGGGGGUUUUUCGUCAUGCUUAAAGGACAAAAGAAGACGGGGUCCUAUGAUGUCACCACAGACAGCAUGAAUACAUUCAAAGGCGAGAAUCCAUCACGCUACUCCUACCUGGUCCAGGGCCAUGAGAACCCCUACUUCAUACCAGGAGACGAGAGGAGAACCAGCUGAGUGGCUGGAAGAACAAGGAGAGGGAACAGGGAAAAAUGUCAUAUAGAAGUAUAGAGAUCAAACACAACGGUUUUCUUUUGUUUUUUUCUGAGCGUGGAAAGAUGACACUCCUGUUGUCAUUCUCAGGGUACCACCUCAAUCAACAAACACCACCAAAAAGAAAGUUAUGCUAAGAAUUCUUGGUUUUCUUUUGAAAUGCAACAUCUUCAUUCUAUAAUCUAAAGGGAAGAAAUAAGGCUUAGAGAUAUUCAAAUUAUUUUAUUUAUGUGUCUGUUGAAAGAGCUGCUUGAGGGUUUUUGAUCAUAACCAGUAGAUGUCGCUGUUGCUCCAAAUUAUUGUACAUCUAGUAAUUUAUUAAACGCUAUCAUUCUGUGUCUGCAUUUUCGCAAUGUCAUAGUAUUGAAAAGUGAUUCCUCUCUGGCUAAUUGCACUAAAUUGUGUACUGCGUUUACCACAUGUUUUGCUUGGGGAAAAUCAAAACUAUUUUUGAGUGUGAACGAAUUCUCUUUUCUGUGGUUCUUCGAAUUCUCAGUGCAGAGAUGUUAGAUGGUUUAAGGGCUGGAUCCUUGGCCUAGGUGGGGAGGGGUGCCCAGGGGGUGUUCAUCUCUGUACAGCCGCUGUGGACAUGCUGAAGCACCUGUGUUGAAGCUGCUGCAUUUGCAAAUGUGCCUGUUUCUGUGGUCCUUAAUGAAUAGGAAACAUUAUGCAAAGCACCUGACGAAGCUUGUUUGGAUGUGCCAAUUAUGUGUGUAUAUUUUCGCUACUCUAUUCCUGUGAUAUGUUGUUCAUACAUCUGUGUCUCUGCGACUCUGCACUAUUUUCUAAAAGUGUAAACUUUUGUAAACAAGUAUCUACCAGCAGUGAAUGAGUGUGAUGAAAGGAAUAAAGACUAUCACUGUUAUGAA